AUGAACAACCCCAAUGCACCCAAUCAGCCGAAUCAGAAUGCGCACAAGUACUUUCAACCUCACAUGGCGCAUAACGCAAAGCAGUUACAGUUCAUUCGCUCGUGUUUUGCAGCCAUAGCCGGAUCAGCAGCAGGCAUUCUUGGAUUGACGAAUUGGAAUGGCUUUUUGUUUUACGCACUCUCUUGGACUAUCCUUGCCAGUUUAUUGUUGCUCAUCAAGUGCCAAAGUCAACCAGGGCUUUACUUCAUCAAUGGUUGGCGUGAACUUGUCGUGGAUGGUGCUUUGAAUGGUCUCUUAUCAUAUAUCUUAUUCCAUACCUUCUUAUACGGUCUUGUCCACUUGUAUCAAUGA
Molecule: messenger RNA, 351 nt
Organism: Lichtheimia ornata
Lineage: Eukaryota; Fungi; Mucoromycota; Mucoromycetes; Mucorales; Lichtheimiaceae
Exons: 1
Coding region: 1-351 (116 amino acids)
Biological process (GO): autophagosome assembly; protein folding in endoplasmic reticulum
Cellular component (GO): membrane; endoplasmic reticulum; EMC complex
Source: RefSeq, a predicted model, not a curated record